UUUCUUCAAAAGUUUACUCAUAUAUUAGCACAUCGCAUUGUAUGAAACUAUGUCAUGAGAAACCAGUGCAUGCACAAAUUUUACAACAAAUGCUUACAGAUCAUGAGCAAAAGAAAUUAAAGCAAAAUGAAUUUUCCAUCCACUAUUCCUCUUGCAUUUCCUACCUAUUUGUUCAUUUUCUUUGUUCUAGUUAAUUGCUACCAAGGUGAGGCUACAAAUGGAGACAACAAGGUUAUAUCUAUAGGUGCAAUAAUUGAUGUUAACUCUCGGGUUGGGAAAGAACAGCUUGUAGCCAUGGACCUUGCAGCUCAAAGUUACAAUAACACUUCCAAGAGCCACAAGAUGGCUCUUCAUUUUCAGGAACCCACCAAAGAUCCCUUCAGACCCACUUCUCUUGCUAGAAAGAUGAUUAAAACGCAGAAGGCGCAAGUGAUUAUAGGAAUGCACGCAUGGACAGAAGCAGCUUCAGUGGCUGAAUUAGGACGCAAAACUCAAGUUCCGGUCAUAUCCUUUGCAGCACCUACCAUUACCCCACCAUUGCUGCCAACUCGCCUGCCAUUCUCGGUAAGAAUGGCCAACGAUGGUACUGCAUAUGCAAAAUGUGUUGCAGAUAUGGUACGUGUUUAUAGUUGGCAGAGAGUAGUAGUCAUUAAUGAAGAGGGAGAUUAUGAGAUGCUAGCACUGCUAUCUGAGACCCUCCAAGAGGUUGGUUCAAUGAUUGAGUACCGUUUAGCUCUUCCAUCACCUUCUUAUCGAACUAAUCCUGGAGAGUUCAUACGCGAAGAGUUGAAUAAGUUGAUUAAAAAUACACAAUCCCGGGUGUUCAUUGUUCUGCAAUCAUCAUUAGAAAUGGUGAUUCAUUUGUUCAGAGAAGCUGCACAAUUGGGACUUGUGGAUGGAGAAUCGGCUUGGAUAAUCCCAGAGAGAAUAACAAAUUUGCUUGACUCUGUCAACAAGUCUUCUAUUUCCUACAUGGAAGGAGCUUUAGGAAUCAAGACCUACUACUCUGAAGAUAGCAGUGAGUAUCAAGAUUUUGAGGCUCAGUUCCGGAAAUCUUUUCGGGCCAAGUAUCCUGAGGAGGAUAACCGCGAUCCGGGAUUUUACGCUCUGCAAGCAUAUGAUAGCAUUAAAAUUGUUGCACAAGCAAUAGACAGAAUGGCCAGUGGCAGAAAGACUUUGUUAACCGAAAUACUGUCUAGCAAUUUCCUUGGCUUGAGUGGAGAAAUUCGAUUCGAAGAAGCGCAACUCUUGCCAAAUCCUACCUUCAGGAUUGUAAAUGUAGAUAAGAAGAGUUACAGAGAAUUAGACUUCUGGACUCUAAAACGUGGGUUCAUCACUAACCUCACUACAGAACAAGGUUCAAAUAGUGUUUCUAGGAACACAGAAAGUUUAAGUGCCGUAGUAAUAUGGCCAGGGAAACUAAAUAGAGUUCCAAAAGGAUGGAAUCUGCCUACUAAACAAAAGCCAAUGCAAAUAGCAGUUCCUGGAAGAACCUCCUUUUCCAGGUUUGUCAAGGUUGAUCGUGAUGAGCUUACUAAUUCAUAUAAAUAUAGUGGAUUCUGCAUUGAAAUUUUUGAGAAGGUGUUAGACAUUUUGGGGUAUGAUCUGCCGUAUGAGUUUCAUCCCAUCAAUGGAACCUAUAGCGAUCUGGUUCAACUUGUCUAUAACAAGACUUAUGAAGCAGUUAUUGGAGACACGACCAUAACAGAAGCCAGAUUGCAAUAUGUAGACUUUACUGUGCCAUAUGCAGAAUCAGGAUUGUCAAUGAUAGUUACAGAAAAGUCCAACGAAUCCACAUGGAUGUUUAUGAAGCCCUUCACCUGGCAAAUGUGGGUGGCAACUGGGGCCGUGUUGACUUACACAAUGGUAGUUGUGUGGUACCUGGAGCGGGAACCAAAUCCUGAGUUUCAAGGCAAUUGGAAAAGCCAAGUCAGCACUGCUCUUAUGUUUACCUUCUCCUCUCUAUUCUUUGCUCACAGGGAGAAAAUCCAUAACGACUUAUCUCGCGUGGUGAUGGUAUCAUGGCUGUUUCUAGUGUUGAUUCUUAACUCAAGCUACACUGCUAGUCUUUCUUCCAUGCUCACAAUUCAACGACUGCAACCAAAUGUGACAGACAUCCUGUGCCUGAAGAAGUACAACAUGAAAAUUGGUUGUGACGGAGAUUCGUUUGUUAGAACAUACCUGGAGAAAGUCGAACAAUUCAAGCCAGAGAACAUCAUAAACAUGGAUAAUGAAUACAGCUAUGAAGAUGCAUUCAAAAACAACUCAAUAGCAGCUGCUUUUCUCGAACUCCCUUAUGAGAAAGUAUAUAUGAGUAAAUACUGCAAGGGAUACUCUGCCUCUGUACCUACCACCAAAUUCGGAGGACUGGGAUUUAUGUUCCAGAAAGGCUCGCCAGUGGCCAGAGAUGUUUCCAAAGCUAUACUGAGGCUCUUGGAGCAGGGAGAACUGAGGAUGUUAGAAGACAAAUGGAUGAACGAUGCAGGAGACUGCUCCAACAAUUCGACCUCAGAGAGUACAGAAAGUUUGAGGCUUGGAAGUUUCUGGGUUCUGUACGUGAUCUCUGGUGCCACUUCUACAAUUUGUUUUCUACUUUAUACAAUCCAGUUGCUGAAAACUAGACAACCAACCCAUGAUGAUGCACAAGAACGUAAUGGCAAUCCAGGUGAUGAAAACCGAUGGAAAAGGAUAGUUAUAAUUGCUAAGCAGAUUUAUAGCAGAAAGCAUGCGACAGUGACACCCGUUCCUCACCAGCCCCAGGCUCCACAAUUACCAGAUAUCAUAACAGUGUCUUCGCCACCAACUGUUGCUAUUCAAAACUCUUGAUCAUCUAGCACACAUGUAACCAACAAUUAAGUUUUUUCAUUCAACUCUAGAUCUAGGAAGGUAACUUGGGAAGGAAAGUAUUUCAGUCAGUACCCAUUUUUACUAUCCUGCUUUUGUACCUUAGUCACUAACUUUAAAAAAUCAAAUCAUUUUCAGAACAUCAGAAGCUAUAUGAACCUUGUAAAUUGUUUAUUGUAAUGGGUAGGAAGUGAAUGUAUUUAGAUUGA
Molecule: messenger RNA, 3053 nt
Organism: Glycine soja
Lineage: Eukaryota; Viridiplantae; Streptophyta; Magnoliopsida; Fabales; Fabaceae
Product: glutamate receptor 2.7-like
Exons: 5
Coding region: 127-2826 (899 amino acids)
Cellular component (GO): plasma membrane
Molecular function (GO): signaling receptor activity; ligand-gated monoatomic ion channel activity
Source: RefSeq, a predicted model, not a curated record